AUGGCCAAGAUGGGAUCCUCAGGCCGUGUUAAUGUUUCAGUGUUGUUGGUGUGUCUGUUAUCAAUGACUGGACUGGUUCUAGAAUUGAAAUGGGGAUCUCUGUCUACCUAUGCAUUUGCAAAUGUGACUCUGAAUCCCAGAGGUUUGGAAUCAGUAGCUACCAGUGAUGCUAGUAGUGAUGCUAGUAGUACUGGUACUGCUAGUAGUAAUGCCUGGCAACCCCAAAGUGGUGCAGUAGGGUGUCCUGGCAAGUCUAAAAAGCUGAGUGCUGAUUUGUUCAAGUCUCAAUAUGGAGAAGACAAGGUGUUGCUGGAGUAUUUUGGCAAACUGUGCAACGGGACUUACCUGGAAAUGGGGGCUCUGAAUGGCGUCCACUUGAGCAAUUCCCAUGUCUUUCACAAAGGCCUUGGUUGGAAGGGAAUGCUGCUGGAAGCCUCGCCCAAGAACUACAAGGAGCUCCAAGAGAAUAGACCCAAUGAGUUGGCUUUGGUGCAUGCAGGCAUUUGUUCCAGUCAGUCACAGCUGCACUGGGUGGAAGGAAAAUGGUCUCCCACGGGAGGAUUCCUGGAAUUUGCCUCACAAGAACACCAACGCAAAUUCUUUACCCCGCAAGCCAUACGAGAUGCCAAACCUGUCACCUGCUCACCGUUGGGACAAAUCAUUCAAGAACGAUUGGGCAAUCAGGUAUUCUUUGAUUCUAUUCCUUGGAUAUUGAAGGAGCUGAAUUGCAAGCUCUAG
Messenger RNA from Seminavis robusta, 738 nucleotides. The record is from the annotation of a GenBank genome assembly. Lineage: Eukaryota; Bacillariophyta; Bacillariophyceae; Naviculales; Naviculaceae.